Molecule: messenger RNA, 1206 nt
Organism: Rotaria sp. Silwood2
Lineage: Eukaryota; Metazoa; Rotifera; Eurotatoria; Philodinida; Philodinidae
Source: the annotation of a GenBank genome assembly
AUGUUCGUUUCUAUCAAUCGUCGCUUUCUCUACGGUCUAUUAGUGCCGAGUACUGUUAUUAUUAUUGGUGGUAUUGUUUGGUAUCGUAAUCGUCGAAAAAAUGAACAACUUCGUUUAAAUCGUUCAGAAUAUCUUGUACUUGAAAUUCAAGUACCUGAUUAUUGUGUUGGAAGUAUAAUUGGUAAAGGUGGUGAAGUGAUCAAACGUUUUCAACAACAAUAUUCAGUUCGUUGUGCAUUUGCUAAAGAUGAUGAAAAAAUUCUUAAUGAAAAUUAUCGAAUAUUAAUUAUACGUGGACAACGUCAUCAUGUUUAUGAAGCUGAAGUUGAAAUACGUCGUUUAAUUGCUGACUUACCACAAUAUCAACAAAUUGAAAUGUUUAUACCUGAUUAUGCUUGUGGAUAUAUAAUUGGAAAAAAUGGUUCAAAUAUAAAAGAUAUUCGUGAUAGUACAAAAGCACGUCUUAAUUUGGAUAGAAAAAUUAUUGAUAAUAUAGAAAAUAAAAAAUUUACUCGUUUAAUUAUAUCGGGUACUAGUGAACAAAUUACAGCAGCUAAAACUUUAGUUGAAGAACGUUUAUAUCGAUUGGACCAAAAACAUAAAGAACUUGAUAAUAAUUCAGUUAUGACAACGGGUUCUUUUUUUGUUCUAGAUAGUAUGUCUUUAGAUUUAGAUCUUGAACAGUUUAAUGAUCAUUUAAAUGGAACAAGUAUUGGAGUAGAUGAUGUUGAUAGUCAAGAUGUUGAUAUGACAGGAAAUAUUCGACAUAAUGGACAAAAUCAAGCUGAAAAACGAGCACAUCAUAAUGCACUUGAAAGAAAACGACGUGAUCACAUAAAAGGAAGUUUCAGUGAUUUACGAGAUGUUAUUCCAUCAUUAAAAGGUGAAAAGGCUUCUCGUGCACAUGUUCUUAAAGCAGCGACUGAAUAUAUUCGGAAUAUUAAAACAAAAAAUUUACAACAUCAAAAAACAAUUGAAGAACUUAAAAAACAAAAUGCUAUAGUUGAAUUACAAAUUCGUCUUCUUGAGAGAGUGAAAGAAACAGGCCAAUAUACACGUCAUAUUAACAAUAAUCAUCAUCAUCACCAUCAUCAUCAUCAACAGCAAGAACAAUUGAAAAAAAUAGAAUUAGAAUUAAAUGGAAUUCAAACAACAAGGAAUUUAUUAACAAAUGAAAAUAAUCCAUCAAUAUCAUCUCAUAUAUAA